Molecule: messenger RNA, 2405 nt
Organism: Sardina pilchardus (European sardine)
Lineage: Eukaryota; Metazoa; Chordata; Actinopteri; Clupeiformes; Clupeidae
Gene: ccdc157
Product: coiled-coil domain containing 157
Exons: 11
Coding region: 103-2313 (736 amino acids)
Source: RefSeq, a predicted model, not a curated record
GACAACAUAGGAAAUGUCACUCAUUUAGUCAAAACAGUGCAUUGCAAACUACCAUACCAUGAUCUCACGUUUCUUAAAAAUGUAAACGCGGGAGUUUAAAGUAUGACUCAUCUUUUGGGCCGCCAGGACUGUGUUGACAGUCUUCGUAGAGAUUUAAUUGAUCUUCAGGGUGCCGUUCUGGACGUUUUCUCUCGAACAGGACCUGUCAGAUGUUCAUCCUGGAAAUUCCCAGAUAAACAAUCUUGUAAUCUGGAUCUUGUUUUGCUGUUGGAAAAAUAUGACUUUGUUGAGGGAGAAGAAGAAUUCAACCAGCACACUCACAUCGUUUUGCUGGAGCUGGUGAUCGACAGACUGAUGCUUCUGCUGCAAAGCUUCAGCGCACACAUUGACCUCAUUUUGGUGGGUAAAAGGGGAAAGCCAGGCCCCAGUCAGACCGCUCCAUCCGUGUCCAUUGGUCCAGUGGUGAAGAACUUCUGGAGUAAUCUAGUGCAACUGGGAAAACAGUAUCCCCGGCAGAGUGUGUUCAAAACCAGUCCAGCAGACAGAGGUGCUGAGAGCCACUCCCACAGCACCCCCUCCCUCCAACCCAGAGUAGCUCCUGGCGCCAUCACAUCCUCCUCCUCCUCUCACCUCCGCCACUCGCUCCCCCACCUCCUCAGCUCCUCCUCCUCCUCCUCCUCCUCCUCCUCCUCGCACCUCCUCAGCCAAUCAGCAGCUAGCUCUCCCUGCCCCUCCACCAAUCCCAGCAUCUCGUGCGACAGCCACAGCGUGGGUGUCCAGACGUGCGAGGGGUCCCUGGUGCCGUGCGACGCGUGCGCGAGCGUGCAGGCCGCCCUGCGGGAGUCCGGCGCUGCGCUGGUCAGUCUGUGCGGGACGCUCGGCCUGCCCUCCUCCCUGCAGCGCCUCCUGCUGGCGGCCGAGGAGGCCGCGCUCGCCGGACGACUCUCCGCCUCUGACGUGGGCCAGUGGGCGUCCGAGCAGCGCAGGGACGUGGAGCGGCUGGCCAAUCACCAUCAGGAGUCCAGCGCCGCCAUGGCCUCUCUCCAGGAGCAGGUGCGGGCAGCAGAGAAGGAGAGAGGAGCGCUGAGGACACAGAGAGGGCUGAGGGAGGAGAGGAGGAAGGGAGAGGAGGAGGUGAGGAAACUACAGGAGGAGCUGGAGGAACUCAGGAAAGGUGUUGUGUCAUUGGAGUGCAAGAACAAAGAGCUGAACUCUGAACUGAGUUUGCAGAGGGAGGCCCAACGUACACUAGAGUCUGAGAGGGAAGCUCUACAGAAGGAAGUGAGGCGUUUGCAGACACAGGAAGUGACAUGGGCCCAGAGGAGGCAGGACCUGGAGGCAGAACUUAGCAACCUUCGCCUCCUAUUGGACAAGGAAUGUGUCAAGUAUCAAAGUGCAACACGUCAACAUGAGUCUCUACAAAUGAAACAAAGGGCUCUUCUAGAGCGUGUGGAUUCUCUGGUCUUGGAGUGCGAGGAGCUUCAGACUGGACUGGAGGAGAAAGAGGAGCUCACACACACACUCACACACACCUCUGAGGAGAGAGACACACUACAGCAGCAACUCACAACGCAGCAGGAGGAGUGUGGGCGUGUGUGUGCGCUUGUGUGUGAGCUGGAGCGCUGCGUUGAGCACCAGAGGGAGGAGCUACAGCAGGCUGCACACAGAGAGAGGAUGCUGGUGGCCUUCCCUGAACUCACCCCUAUCCACCACCAGGGGGAGCCACAGAGUACCGGUGAUGUUCUAGGGGACAUGGAGCAGCAGCUGCAGGUGAACUGUCUGCGGAUCCGCGUUCUGGAGCAGGAGAACGUCACGCUCACCAGCAGCCUGGACAAGCUGAGGAGAACCAGAGCUGCUGACCAGCCUGACCAGAUGUGGUCUUUGCAGCAUAUGAAUGUGUCUGGCCCAUCUCACGACCCAUCUAAACAUGACCCGUCUCAACAGGACCCGUCUCAGCACUACAGAACUCAACACGAGCAGCAGACGUACCCAGCUAAUGCUGCCCACAGUGCACCUGCAGUGACGCGGUCUCAGGUGGGUGCAGGGGGGGUGGAGUUGGGCUGGCGUGCGGAGGAGGACAUGGGCCCGUGGGAGCCCCCCCCACCCCUCUCCCUGCACCUCCUCUCUCCCUCCUCCCUCUCGUCCUCCUCCUCUCCUCCCUCCGUCCGCCCCCAGCACACGCUCCAGCUGGCCCGCCCCCCGGAGCCCUGCGCCGCAGAACUGACCUUCGCCAAGACCCGCCACAACGCUCGCGCUCACGCUCACGAUCACGCCCGCACCCGCUCCGCAGGCAGCCGACACAAGAGGAAGUGAUGUCACGGCUGUGCAACCAAUGCCAACGAGUCCCGUUUUUUACAAACAGAUCAAAACAUUGGAGAGCAGUUGGAUUUGUGCCCUCUUUCUCU